This is a messenger RNA of Macrosiphum euphorbiae (potato aphid), 846 nucleotides long. Lineage: Eukaryota; Metazoa; Arthropoda; Insecta; Hemiptera; Aphididae. The record is from the annotation of a GenBank genome assembly.
AUGUUACAACUGUUUUGUAUUUUAGGUGAACAGGCUCGUAAAGCAUGGGCAAAUCUUAGAGACACAUUUAGAAGGAAACUAAAAACGGAUACUGAAACCAAAAGUGGUCAAGGAAGGUCCGAAAUUGUGAAAUGGCCUUUUUUUAAUACCAUGAUGUUUUUAAAGGACGUGAUGAUACCCAGGGAGAGCUCAGGAAAUUUGCCUCUCACGUAUGAUGAAAAUGAACUAUCUCCAAGUUAUUUAAGCAACGCCACGCUAGAAGAUGUAGAUGAGGAAAAUACAAAUGAUACAGAGGCAGAUAUCAAUUGUUCUAUCAGGGAACCUGAGGAAUCUGGAUCAGAAUUCACUUCAUUUGCCAAACCUCAAAGCAAACAACAGCCAUCAAGUUCUUUAAAAAGAAAUAAUAAAAAUGAUAAGGACACAAUUCUUUCAAAAAAACAAAAACAAAAUAGUUAUGAUUCCCAGGUGCUUGAAAUUGAAAGAAGGAAAAUUAAUCUGAUGGAAAAACGAUUUUCUCGACCAAAUACUCAUCAAGAUGAUCAAGACUACGCAUUCUUCAUGAGCUUACUGCCUUCCGUUAAGCAACUAAAUCAGAUUGAGAAAAUGAAACUACGAAUGAAAAUCAUGAAUGAUGUCACAGAUGCAUUGGAAGCACACCAGUUCGUGAAGGAAGUAAAUUCGUCAAGAAUCAUACCAUCACCCAUUGAUUCCCCUUUGUCGUCACCAUACAGUACUGAAGGUUCCGAGCAUUCUCAAUCAUCUUCAAUGUCGUUUCAAGCGAAUCAAGCAUAUCAGACUGAAGUACAACCUUCACAACAGGAUUUAUAUAAUCUAAUGAAUCUGUGA